AUGGCGUUCACAAUCAAAGUCCCCUGCUCUUCGGCCAACAUCGGCCCCGGUUUUGAUGUAAUCGGCCUUGCGCUAUCAAUCUAUCUUGAACUUCACGUCAGCACCACUACCAACCCCUCCUCUGACAAACCCAAAUUAAACUGCGCCAUCACAUAUGAAGGCGAAGGCGCGGACGAAGUCAGCCUUGACCCUGAAGUUAACCUAAUCACCCGUGUUGCAUUAUAUGUUCUCCGGUGCCAUAAUAGCCAUGGCUUCCCUAUCCAGACGCAUGUUCAUAUCAAAAACCCGAUUCCGCUAGGUCGAGGGCUAGGAUCAAGCGGCGCAGCGGUGACCGCUGGGGUAGUGCUGGGAAAUGAGGUCGGAAAACUUGGUCUGGAUAAGGCGAGAAUGCUGGAUUAUUGUUUGAUGAUAGAACGCCAUCCCGAUAACGUCGCCGCAGCUCUCUACGGAGGUUUCGUGGGCACGUACCUCCGCGAACUAAAACCUGAAGAUCUGGCCUGGAAAGAGAUCCCGCUUAGUGAAGUCCUCCCGGCGCCAGCGGGAGGAAUAGAUACGGGCAUCAAACCGCCAGAACCGCCCGUCGGAAUAGGCCAUUAUAAGAAAUUUCCAUGGGCAACGCAAAUCAAAGCCAUUGCGAUCAUUCCCGAUUUCGAGCUUCCUACCGCAAAGGCUAGAGAAGUCUUGCCAGAAACAUACUCCAGAGCCGAUGUGAUCUAUAACCUCCAGCGCGCCACUCUCCUUCCAUCCGCUCUCAGCCAAGAGCCCCUCGACCCGGAUAUGAUCUACCUCGCUAUGCAAGACAAAGUCCACCAACCCUACCGCAAACAUCUAGUUCCAGGGCUCACGGAAAUCUUACAAUCUAUGAAUCCCAGCACCCAACCUGGCCUGCUAGGGAUCUGUCUCUCAGGAGCGGGACCCACGAUUCUUGCACUAGCCACGGAAAACUUCACGGAGAUCGCAAACAGGAUCCUGGGCGUGUUUAAGGAGAACGGGAUUACAUGUCAAUGGAAGGUGUUGGAGCCAGCAGAGGACGGUGCGACUGUGGUCAGAGAAGACUAG
Coccidioides posadasii C735 delta SOWgp is the source of this 1059-nucleotide messenger RNA. RefSeq names its product Trihydroxynaphthalene reductase (gene THR1). The record is from RefSeq and is a predicted model, not a curated record. NCBI's taxonomy places the organism in Eukaryota, Fungi, Ascomycota, Eurotiomycetes, Onygenales, Onygenaceae. Gene Ontology annotation, molecular function: ATP binding; homoserine kinase activity. Gene Ontology annotation, biological process: L-threonine metabolic process.